GAUGUCAACAUUACAAUCCUUUUGAGCUUGGACUCUACCCUUAUAUGAGUAUCAAUAAUCAAAUAUCUCAUUUACCAAUGACUCAUUUGAGCUGAAAUAGUGAAAUGUGUCUGGGCUCAAAGUAUAACACAGCCCAUGAUUUGAGUUAGUUUCUCACUUCUCAUUGCAAACGACACCGUUUGAUCUUUGCCGUUACGAACCCAGAUCCAUUCCAUCAAGUCAUCAAAUCAGAGCAAAAGCAAGAAAGAGCAAGGCAGAUUGACGGAAACACUCUAGGCGAGGAAAUAUGGCAGGAAGACUGAGCAACUUUGCUUCACGGAUCAUGGGAGGGAACGGCGUCGUGAUGCGGUCCGCCGCCGCCUCCCUCCGCAGCCGCGCCGGGAUGGGACUCCCCGUCGGCAGACACAUCGUCCCCGAUAAACCACUGGCGGUAAAUGACGAAUUGGUUUGGGACAACGGUACCAACCUUCCAGAGCCUUGUAUCGAUCGAAUUGCUGAUACUGUUGGAAAGUACGAAGCUUUGGCUUGGUUGUGUGGAGGUUUGAGCUUCUUUGCGUCAUUGGGGUUAAUGGCUGUGUGGAAUGACAAAGCAUCUAAGAUACCCUUUGCACCAAAAGUAUACCCGUAUAACAAUCUUCAAGAGGAGCUUGGCGAUCAAGAUCGAUAGGUUACUACAUUGGUGCGCGCAAGGGACUUGUACUAUUGUGCCAACACCUUUUGAAUGUUGGGAAUGGUUGGAAAUAAUUGGCUGUAGCUGAAGUUUAGCAUCAACCUGACCAUCAGCAUUGUUCAAUGCUUCUCUAAAUUGUCUUUGUUUCACAAUAUCAGAUGUUGCAUAAGGUUUAGAUGUUCCGCACUUUGGUGUGGGACAGAUACCAGUACGCUUCAUCUUUCUUAUUUUUUGAACGUUGGCUUGGCUUCCUCUUGUUCAUCAAAAUCUUUUUAUGAUCAAUGUGAAAUGAGUAACCAUUUCCUCUCCUCUGCCACUCAUGUCAAUGCAGCGUUUCUGAAGUCAUAGAUAGUACCACAUCAAUUUCGCUUAUUUUGUACUAGCGUGGGCCCGGCCAUUUGGCCGGAGGAAGGUGAGGUAUGAAAUUUGAUAAUGUAAUAGCGUGGGCCCGGCCAUUUGGCCGGAGGAAGGUGAGGUAUGAAAUUUGAUAAUGUAAUGGGGUGUAUAGCUUAUUGUUGUAUAGUUUUAUUUGGAGAACUCGUGAUAAAAAUAGUGAAUUUUAGUAGGAUAGAGACAUGAAUGAUGCAACGAAUAAAAAAUCAGCUUUAUG
This is a messenger RNA of Linum trigynum, 1280 nucleotides long. Lineage: Eukaryota; Viridiplantae; Streptophyta; Magnoliopsida; Malpighiales; Linaceae. The record is from the annotation of a GenBank genome assembly.